Scatophagus argus is the source of this 1320-nucleotide messenger RNA. RefSeq lists its product as uncharacterized. NCBI's taxonomy places the organism in Eukaryota, Metazoa, Chordata, Actinopteri, Scatophagidae. The transcript has 2 exons. The record is from RefSeq and is a predicted model, not a curated record. Gene Ontology annotation, molecular function: nucleic acid binding. Bases 214 to 1320 code for a protein of 368 amino acids.
CGGAGCCCCUAAAGGGACAUGGGUGAAAAAAAAUAAAAGUAAAGGGACAUGGGUGAAAAAAAAAUAUAAGUCAAAUAUAAGUCAUGCGCACGAGAAACUUACGCGUGCGCACGAGAAACAAAACUUGUACGCACGAGAAACUUUCGCGUGCGCACGAGAAACCACACAGGAGACCUGGAUGUGCAUAUCGGCGGUACUAUUACCUGCGUAAAGAUGGCGAACUUAAUUGGGCUGUAUUUCGAUCUAGGGCUAACUUAUAAGGACAUUCAAAGACUGCUUGCGAGUCGCCACCGUUAUAUAAUCUCAGAGAGACAUUUAAAAAGAAUUUUGAAGUCUUCUCAUCUGUCUCAGCGCCAGGAGUACACCAGUUUGGACCAGGUGAUUACUUUUAUUCAUGAACAGUUGCAAAUAUCUGGCCAACUCCAUGGGUACAGGUGGAUGUACACAAAAUGCAAAGAGAAUGGAUUACAUGUCAGAAAAGAAGAUAUCCGUUUGAUUCUAAAAGAAUUAGAUCCUAGGGGUGUGGAGCUCAGACGAAGCAGGCGGCUUUAUUGUCAGAGCUAUUUUGCAACAGGCCCUAAUUAUAUUUGGCACUUGGAUUCUUAUGAUAAACUGAAGCCUUUCGGAAUAUGUAUCAACGGAUGUAUUGACGGAUUUUCACGGAAAAUCAUCUGGAUGAACGCAUUUACUACAAGCAGUGACCCAAAAGUCAUUGGAGGCUACUAUGUGGAGGCAGGGGAGAGAUCGGGUGGGUGCCCAAGGAUUGUCAGAGGGGACAGGGGCACAGAGAAUGCCAAAGUCAGAGACUUUCAGCGUUUUCUCCGUCGCAACUUACGCGACGGUUCUGCCAUUGACAGCUGCAUUGAAGGGGCGAGUAUGACUAAUCAGCGGAUAGAGAGCUGGUGGGGCUUUCUCAGGAAGGAGUCCAUGGAGUUCUACAUCUCUCUGUUUGUUGAUCUGAAGGACCGUGGUUUGUUCGACGGUGGAUAUUUGGACAAAAGUCUAAUUCAGUACUGCUUCAUGGGAAUCAUCCAGGACGAGUUGGAUGACAUCAUCUGUGUGUGGGAUUCGCAUGUCAUCAGACCAUCAAAAAAUGACAGAGUACCUAGUGGUCGCCCCAGAAUCAUGUACAUGUUCCCAGAGCUCUACACAACUCAUGACUGUAUUUCCCCAGUGGAAAGCGCUGAGGUACAGCUGUGUCGGAAUGACUGCACAUUUCGACCGGCAGUGCCAUGUGACACAGACAUCUACAAUCUCUGGAGUCACACAUGGUUCUCCCAGGUGAUGCUUAUCAGGCUUUGGAUUUGUACCUGCAUUUAA